Messenger RNA from Gambusia affinis (western mosquitofish), 3933 nucleotides. RefSeq names its product transcription factor 15. Bases 500 to 1048 code for a protein of 182 amino acids. The transcript is spliced from 2 exons. The record is from RefSeq and is a predicted model, not a curated record. Lineage: Eukaryota; Metazoa; Chordata; Actinopteri; Cyprinodontiformes; Poeciliidae. Gene Ontology annotation, biological process: regulation of transcription by RNA polymerase II; developmental process. Gene Ontology annotation, molecular function: DNA-binding transcription factor activity, RNA polymerase II-specific; protein dimerization activity; RNA polymerase II transcription regulatory region sequence-specific DNA binding.
AAAUUUUCAUGUUUUUUUUCUUGCAAAUUUUCUACUUUUCUAACUUGAACAUUACUUUAAAAUACUCUACAAUUUCUGAGAUUAAUCUGAACAUUUCUGUGCUAUUUUGGCAGAAAUUUUUUCCUCCAUUCUUAUUUCUUCUGUCUAUCAUGUCCCUAACAGGCCGUUGUACUGUCCUGACGUCAUAAAUUCCCAGCAGUUUUCAGGUUUUUAGUUGUGGGAAAAGUUGAACCAGCAUGAAAACUGUGGAGUCUAAUUUAGACUCCAUCCUCCAGACCACAACAGGUGCCUCCCCUCCUCCUCCACCUGUCUCCCCCCUUCCGCGGCGCGCUGGCCGUGACCCAGAAAGCAGCCGUCAUUCUGCAGAAAUGGUAUGCAGCCCGCUCGGUUCGGUCACCGGAUCGGCGGCAGCUGCUGAGCCCCGUCCCCGCCGGGGCUAUUUUCACCCGCCGGAUAAAGUGCCGCAGCUCGGCGGGAUUCGGCGCAGAGUAGCGGAAGGAUGAAGUCCCGCACAGACGGCUGCGCCUCCGAGCUGGAUACCGACACGGACAGCUCCGAUGGGAAGUCCACGGGCGGCUGCAGCCCACCCCGGGAGUCCGGGGAGAGACUGGAGGCGGAGGGCGGCUGCCCGGGCGCGGCGCGGAGGAGGCGGCGUCGCAGGAGCGGCGUGGGCAGCGGCAGAGACGCGCGGCUGUCCGGCGUCAGCAAACAGCGGCAGGCGGCGAACGCGCGGGAGCGGGACAGGACGCACAGCGUGAACACGGCCUUCAACGCGCUGCGGACGCUCAUCCCCACCGAGCCCGUGGACCGGAAGCUGUCCAAGAUAGAGACGCUGCGCCUGGCCUCCAGCUACAUCUCCCACCUGGCCAACGUGCUGCUGCUGGGGGAGGACUGCCGGGACGGGCAGCCCUGCCUCCGGUACCAGGACAUGAUCCUGCACGGCCCCGCGCCGCUCAGUGGCCCCUCCCUGCGGCCCAUCUGCACCUUCUGCCUCAGCAACCAGAGGAAACAGCUCAGAGAUGGAGGGAAACACUCUUCUUCAGUGUGAAACGAAGCAGCUCUGGACAGACCCGGAGUCCACCUGAUGUUUACAGUCUAAACUUUGUAAAUACAUAUUUAUUUUUUUUAAACAUACUACAGGACAAACAUGACUUUUUUUGAGCACUUUCUGUCCAGCUUGGUGAGCUUCUGAACCUCAGUGUUUUGACUGACACGUAACCUGAGCCCUUCUGCGCAGCUGCACCUGACGUGGGGCUAUUUUGGUCCCCACCGAUAGUACAAACUACCCCAUGGCCCACCACCACCAAGCGUAACUCCUAAAAACAAGCUGGUCACCUUCAGUGCAGUAGUUGCUGUCAGUUUACUGGUGGCUGCCUUCAGCAGUAAGAAGGCUGUCCAUUACUACUGCCUCUAGUGGUGGACGUAAGUAACUGCAACACUUACAGAACCGGGCAGUGAAAUGGUUUAACUUUAUUCCCCAACAACCAUUAGUGGAAGUUCUCAACAUACUUGAUAAAGAAUUGGACACACUGAUAUUCUACCAAUCAACAAGGUACAAAACCACCAACUGUAGGAGAAAAUCAAUUGGUUACCUAAAGAGACGGGUUGGCUGGCCUGUUGUUCCUUGCAGGACAAAGGUUCUGGGUCUUCCUUGUACCUGAGUGAGUUGUCUACAGGUUCACUGAACAAAAACAUGGCUGUUAGCUUUAAUUGUUGCUCUAAACCAGUAGAGUGUCCAACUGUAUUUCUCCCCAGCUGCUAUCCUGUUUGGUAUCUGUUUUGCAUUACUGCCACCUACUGGUAUGGAGUGUCAUUACCAGGUCUUAUUCCUCUUGUGGCAUUUAGUUGGCAAUUCUGACAUCUACACCAAAUAAUUUAAAACUGUUAAUUAAAUCCUUCCAACUAUGCCUAUGCACAAAUGAAACUGCAACAAACCUCUCCCUAUAUUUCUAACAAUGUAGAAUAAUGUAUACGACUGCCUCUUCCCGAUCACAAAACUCAUAAUUUCUAAUUUUUCUCUAUUCUAUAAAGUGCUGUUCAGUUCAGUGUGUCCAAAACUGAGUUGAUUUUAUUGUAGACUGAAAUAUGAACCUUCAUUUAUGCCUAUUGAAAAUUAUUUGACUUGGAAGCAGAGGAAUUAAAAAAUUACAUUGUGCUAACAAAAUGAAUGUGUUCAUGUGAAAGAAAUGGAAGUGAAAAUUUUAAACAAAUUUGUUUAUUCUUAACCAAAACGUCAAUGUAGCUAGCUAGUUAGCUACACUGAAGCUAGCUAGUUUUCAAUAUAUCAAAUUGGCUGCACUGAAGCUAGCUAGCCUACUACAUGCAGUGGUAGAUUAAUUGUACAUUUGUUUUAUAUGUCAAUGUCAUAUUUUCUGGUUGCAAGUUGGAGAGAUUAAAAUAUUUUCCUAAGUUGGACAUCUAUGAAAGAGAACAUGUUCAAUAGCCAGCACACAUCAAUAGCUAGCAAACAUCUUUUAUUUAAGAAAAGGCAGGUUUAUAACUUUGAUUCUGACAUAUCAGAAACUCAGAUGUUUACAAAUGUGACAUUUUUAUUGUGGGGAUUUUCUUAACCUGCUUCAAAAAUGUUUAUGAUUAGUCGUAACUUGACUUCACAGCACUGUUCAGACAUAUUAGCCUAAAGUGUUGAAAAGUUUACUACUGCAAUGCUGCACAGUCACUUUAACAGCACAUGAUAAGCAUCAGACUGCCUUUUGCACUUUUAUGGAGAAUUUAAAAUGUGAUAUUAAACUCAAGUGGAUCCCUUUGAUAUUUAUAAUACAGCACUAAACUAUUACUGGGAAAUUUUGCUCUCUACCUCAGAUCUAUGUUUUAAAUACGAAGGCCUACCUCUGAUCAAAAUUAGGAACAGGACUGUCACAAAUACUUGAAUGUCAGACACGUCUGUCCUUUGCACAUUGAAUGAAACUGCUUGAAGAAAAAUGUAUUUUUGUAUGAAAAAAUAAACUUUAUCAACCUGUCUUUGUACAUUUCUUUCCAAUAGUAAUCUGAAGAGUUUUUGACUAACCAAUCACUAAUCAGCUAGUAAAGUUUCAUCAAUACCACAAUUUUUAAUGUACACUGAUGUUUUAUAUUUUAGUAAAUCUAUAUAUUGUUUACAAUAUUUCCUAUAAGCACCUAUGGAUAAAUGAAUUAAUAAAGUAGCAAAGCAGAUUAAGUAAGUGGGAGGAGCCUGAUAACGAUGGGUGAUCUGAUCAGACCAAUCAGAACUGGUUAUAGCUUGUGGAAACCUUUGUACUUUUAUGAACUUCACAACAUUUGAUUUAUUGCAGUAAAAUAAAACAAAAACAGAAAAUAGCGUUUCAAUAAUCUUUAUUUCAUAAAAAAGUGAAACUGGUUUAUAUCAGAUUAAAGAAAGUAUAAACUGACGAUAGUCAGGUAGCUGGCGAGGCAUUUUACAGGGCGGUUGGGGCGUUUCCUCAGACGGACUGAGCAGAAACGGGAAAAAAGUGGAAAUAAAAAUAAACUGAGUUUGCCAAAAGAAAAAAAAAAAGUUAAAUAAAGCAGGACAAAAAAAACUUUGGCAAGACCGAUGACAUUUGUCAGCCUUGCAGUCGCACGACUUUACCUUAAAUGUAAACCCAAUCCUGCUUCAGAACCAAGAGGCUGAGAUUACAUCGAAUCCUUGGAUCCGGACUACAGAAGGCGUUGGAGACGAAUCGAGAAAAUAGGGAAGAAUUCCUGGCUUUUCUGAUUCCCCGGCGGAGCCGAGGCUCCUCCAGGACCGUUUGCUUUUAAUUACUACUGCAAUGUUUCGGUGGCAGAGGUGAGUGUGGAGAGAAAUCAGUAACAGGAGGUAGAAGAGGAAGGGCCAAGACAUUCUACUGCUCCUGCUGCUACAAAACAAAACAGAACAAAAAAACUGGAAAAGCUCGUCUGGUGAUGAAGAUUUCAGUCCGCCUCCUCUUCAUCAGA